Messenger RNA from Coffea eugenioides, 678 nucleotides. RefSeq names its product probable caffeoyl-CoA O-methyltransferase At4g26220. NCBI's taxonomy places the organism in Eukaryota, Viridiplantae, Streptophyta, Magnoliopsida, Gentianales, Rubiaceae. The record is from RefSeq and is a predicted model, not a curated record. Gene Ontology annotation, molecular function: O-methyltransferase activity; S-adenosylmethionine-dependent methyltransferase activity. The coding region runs from base 1 to 678 and encodes 225 amino acids. The transcript has 6 exons.
AUGGGAAGCGAGGGAUUGUUGCGCAGUCCAGAAUUACGCCAAUAUCUGGUGGAGACUAGCUUAUACCCACGGGAGCCACAGGUUCUCAAGGACUUGAGGGCUGUCACUGCAACUCAUCCAAUGGGGAUCAUGGGAACCGACGCUGAUGCGGGUCAGAUGCUGUCUUUGCUGUUGGAGAUAAUCAACGCCAAGAAGACCAUUGAAAUUGGGGUGUUUACUUUACACUGCCUGCUCCUCAAUGCUCUUACUAUACCCCAGGAUGGCAAGAUCAUGGCCAUCGACCCGGAUCAGGAGGCACAUGACAUCGGAUUACCAUUUAUUAAAAAGGCUGGAGUUGAACACAAAAUCAAUUUCAUCAACUCUGUGGCUCAUCCCGUGCUGGAUAAUCUCCUGGAAGAUUCUAAUGAACAUGACAGCUUUGAUUUCGCCUACGUUGACGCGGAUAAAGCGAAUUAUGCAAAGUAUCAUGAGAAGCUAUUGAAAUUGGUGAAGGUUGGUGGAAUAAUUGUGUACGAUAACACUCUGUGGAUGGGAACGGUGGCUGAAGCAGAAGACUCGGUUCCCGAGACACUGAGAGAAUCCAGGCUUUACAUAAAGGAGCUUAACAAAUCACUUGCUGCUGAUCCUCGGGUUCAAAUCUGCCACCUUCCUUCACGAUUUAAAAGUGGCCUAGAAUAA